AUGGGUCUCCACGACACCUUCGACUUCGACGAACCCGCCUACAUCGCCAAGACCAAAGCCCGCACGACCCCGCAACUCCAAGAAGAAGAAAUCAAAAAACUCCGCCAACACUUCGCCGCCUCCUGCUCCAUCGGCGCCGGCGUCGGCCACUCGAUCCACAGCGCCGGGAUUUCCCUCGGCGUCUCGGCCUUCGGCCUGCGCCGCCUCGUCGUCGCCCGCCGCAAGCUCGCCAUCAUCCGCGCCGAGCUGACCGCCCGCGGCGUCAAGCUGCACGACCCGACCAAGCGCGACGUCGCCAUCCCGGUGGGAGCGGCGCUGGCGGGCAUGGGCUUGGGGGCUGAGAUUGGGCAUUUGGUCGGCGGGUUGAUGCCAACGCCGGGGUUGCCGCCUGGCACGCAUCUCGAUCAGGCGGGGAAUGUGGUGGGCGAUUUGGCGGGCGCGAGUGAGGGGUUUGUCCACGGGCUGGCGGAUCAGAGCCAUGCGGUUGGCCAUGCGGUGCAUGAGCAGGUUGCUGGUGCGUUGGCCGGUCACGUGGGGGCGGAGGCGGCGGCCGGCGCGGCGGGUGCGGCGGGCGAUGGGCAUGCGGUGGGUUAUGUGGCGGGGAUUCUGGCGGCGAAGAAGACGGAGGAGUUUAUUGCUGAGGUCGUGGGGGAGGCGGUGUUUGCGUAUGCGAUGGAGAAGCUGUUGGAUCCGGAGAUUAAGGUCGAGUUGGCGUUGAAGGGGAAGUGUAGUCGGUUGUUGGGGCCGUUGGGGCAGUAUUGUAGGGGCUGUGGGCAGUCGAUUAGGGAGGGGAGGUUUGCGCAUUGCUGCCAGGGCGGUGAUGACUACGAUCUCUGCAUGCCGUGCUUCGGUAACGGCGUCAGCUGUCAAUGUACUGAUCGCGAAAUGGUCAUCAUGCAGAAGUCGGUUGCUGGAGAUGUUGUGAUUUCUGAGAAGGGAGAAACCAACAGGCGGCUUGCAGCUGCUCCGAAAGUGAAUUGUGUCGGCUGCCAAAAAGAGGUCACCCAAGGCCGCUAUUACUAUUGCGAUUCGUGCAAUCAGAGCAAGGAUGGGUAUGAUCUAUGCGAGUCUUGCUAUGGAUCUGGCCACACUUGCGAAACUCCAGACGAACAUCGUUUAUACGUCUAUCUAAGGGCCAACGUGCCAGAAAAUGUCGGCCCAUACACAUACAUCUCGCUUGAUGCAGUGCCUUGUAAUACCUGUGAGAAGCGGGUAGAACAAGGGCCAUAUUAUUACUGCCCCAAUUGUGGGGAUUUCGCAAUGUGCGAGCGGUGCUAUGAGAUGGGACGUUCAUGCAAGAAUCGUGAGGCUGGCCAUAUCCUCAUCCGAUACUAUGCCUACUCUGCCAUGUACUCGGUCUCCGGCGAUUUCCACGACAAGAAAUGCAGGUUCUCUACCCUGUACCAACACUAA
Molecule: messenger RNA, 1413 nt
Organism: Lasiodiplodia theobromae
Lineage: Eukaryota; Fungi; Ascomycota; Dothideomycetes; Botryosphaeriales; Botryosphaeriaceae
Product: Zz type zinc finger domain-containing protein
Exons: 5
Coding region: 1-1413 (470 amino acids)
Molecular function (GO): zinc ion binding
Source: RefSeq, a predicted model, not a curated record